AUACAGUCCAGUUAGACCUGCCUGACUGGGUGUGCUUGUUUUCUGACACCCGACACGGGAACAUACCGCCCCUCCUUGCCCCGGCCCCGGAGGGGUGGAGGUGGAGGUGUCGGGUGCAGUGAAUGAAGCGCUCCCUGUCGUGUUGUUGACGACAGACAAACAAACAUCAGAGGAUAAACAGGUUUAAAAUCAAACGCUCCUGUGGAUGUGGGAGCGUUCGGUUAAUAUCUCAGCACUUCCAGAGGCAGGUUAAUGAUUGAGGGUCAGCUGGUGACUUAUUGACCGAGGAGGCUUUUUAACUCAAGUUUCAAAGAAUGAAGUCAGUCAGACUCUACGGUCACUCUGCUGGGUUUGACUCAGGCACCGGGAGGAAACCCUAACCCCAACAGGAUGAAGGAGGAGGUUUUUCUACCAGGUUUUAAGAUUUUUGUCGCCUCCUCUUUUUCUCACUGAAUCCUGUUGAGAUCCACCUUCAUUUAUCCAUCUCUAACUUUCUACUCAGCUUUCUCCGUCUUCUUCUUCUGGGCUCUGCUGCUCAGCUCCACCCGGCUGGUCGCCUCCUGACUCUGGAUCUGGAGGAGAACUGGACCUGCAGAGACUCAGUUCAGAUCCAGAUCAGUCACUGUUUUCUGAACCAGGUUCUGACAAGACCUCAGAUUUUCCCUCCAGAGAAUCGGAGCUGAGAUCAAUCAGCAAGAAAAACUCGUUACUUGGUUUGUUUCCUGGGACCAGACCACCUCAGGACCAGGACCUGGACCGGGACCAGAGUCAAGCUGCAGCAAUGGUUGAUGGGAAGCGGCGGGUGUCUCCUCCGGAUGGGGGGUGGGGAUGGGUGAUCGUUGGCUGCUGCUUCAUGGUGACGGUCUGCACGCGAGCAGUGACCAGGUGCAUCUCCAUCUUCUUUGUGGAGUUUCAGGCUCAUUUUGGAGCCGACUACUCCGCCACAGCCUGGAUCCACAGCCUGGUGGACUGCACCACCAUGCUCUGUGCUCCUGUCGGCAGUCUGGUUGGUAACCGGUGGUCCUGCCGGGUGGCAGUGAUGUUCGGUGGACUUCUCUCCUCCUGUGGCCUCCUCCUCAGCUCCUUCACCACCAGCCUGGAGCUCUUGUACUUCAGCCUGGGGGUCCUCACAGGUCUGGGUUUCGCUCUCUGUUACACCCCGGCCAUCGCCAUGGUGGGCUGUUAUUUCCAGCGUAGGAAGGCGUUGGCGUAUGGCAUCGCCAUGUCGGGCAGCGGAAUCGGGACCUUUGUGUUGGCUCCGGCGGUGCAGCUGUUAAUCGAGCUGUACUCGUGGCGGGGGGCGCUGCUCAUCCUCAGUGCCUUCGUUGCCAACCUCUGCGUCUGUGGGUCAUUGCUUCGACCAAUCACACUGCUGGAGGAGGAAGAGGAGGAGGGGGAGGAGAAACAUGGUGAGGAUGACCUUUUAUCAUCACAUGUGUCACCGUCAUCCUCACCAUCAUCUCUACCCUCGCUGCCCCUGCCCCUGCUGCCAGGAAACCCCAUCUCUCAGGUAAGGAGGAGGCGGUGCUUUAUCUCCUGCUUCCUGUCCAGUAAGGAGUACCGUUUCCUGCUGCUGCCGGACUUCCUGGGUCUGGCCGUGUCCUUCCUGUUCCUGGCCAGCGGCUGCAGCCUCCCUUUUGUCUACCUGGUGCCCUAUGCUCUGAGUGCUGGCGUAGGCCACCAGAACGCCGCCUUCCUCAUGUCCAUCCUCGGGGUCAUCGACAUCAUGGGGAACAUCACCUUCGGCUGGCUGACGGACCGCAGGUGCCUGAAGCCGUACCGUUUGGCGUGCUAUGUCUUCUCGGUUGGGAUGGAGGGUCUCUGUUGUCUCUUCAUGCCGCUGCUUCGCUCCUUCCCGCUCCUUGUGCCCUUCGCCAUCCUCUACGGAUACUUCGACGGUGCCUACGUGGCUCUGAUCCCCGUGGUGACGUCGGACGUGGUGGGAGCACCGUACCUGUCCUCUGCACUUGGCGUGGUCUACUUCCUCCACGCCAUCCCCUACCUCGUCAGCCCGCCCAUCGGAGGUUGGCUGGUUGACGUCACAGGAAGUUACACGGCCACUUUCUUCCUCAGCGGCGCCGCCCUGCUUGCGAGUGCGUUGAUCCUCUCCACCGUCGCCGGGAUACGUCACUGCUGCCGCCGCCGCCACCCCACCACAGUCGCCAUGGAGACCAAACAUGAGCCCUUCCCCCUCAGCCCGUCCGACCAAUCAAACUGCUUCAUGGCCUUCAACAAGGAGGCGGUCGGUCAGGCCGUGGCCUCGUAGUCUCAGGGAAAAUGACCAAUCAGAUUCAUCGACACCAAAGACGACAGGAGAGCUGUGACUGGACGAGCCAGGUGUCAAUCAAAUGAAAGCCCGUCGGAGGUUUUCAACUCUCGAAUCAAAAAACCUUGUUUUAUUUUGUAGCGACAGGAGAGGAACAUGAAACAGAGACUUCCUGUCUGGAUGAAGAGCCUCCCAUUGUUUUUAAAGCUGAAACUCGUCUGGACAAACCUCCCCGUUAAACAGGAUUUUAAAGGGAAAGAUGCUAACGCCAACAGACAAGCUAACAGGCAUCUGCUCUCAGACAGGAAAAAAAAAAAAAGAAAAACGAAAAAUAUCAAACUGAAAUAUCGAAGUCACAUCUGUGUCUGAGAGUUUGGAUUUGUUUUGAGGUGGUUUGAGUUGCUGCUAAGAAUGUUUUCAGUUUGAACUACGUUUCCCAAGAUGCAUUUUGGCCUGUAAUUGUUUAGGCACCAUUAAAAAUAUGUUUGAUAUGUGACAGGUGAAUCAAUACCUGAGAAACAAUUUGAACACAAACUGAACAUUAGAGUCUUAAUGGAGGAUCAGACUGAGUCAGUUUUAGUGAUGCGUUCCUAAUAAACUGAACACUGGGCGUAAAGUUAGUUCAUGUUUUUGUCUUUAAUAAAUGAAAUAUUUGUUUUUAAUUGUCACGAUAAAAUUACCUCACAGAAAAAUAGGUGCAUUACGUUUCACUGUUGUCCAGCAGAGGGCAGCAUUUAAUUAUGACACAGGAAAUUUAAACAUAAAGAGAAAAGGCAUGAUCAUAUGUACUGUAUUUCACUUCAUUUCUGUUGUUUGUUUUCCUUUAGGCGUUUUAAAUCCUCCAUACAGUACAGCAGAUUAUUUUAAUGUCAUUUUAUAUCUUAAGUGAACAACAAUAAUUUUGUACAUUUGUUUGUGUUUGAAUUUCUUGACAGUGUGUGCAGAUUUGACUCAAAACUUCUGAAAUGAAUAUUUUCCUGAUCGAUGUUGUGACACUGAACGCACCACUCAUUUGAGACGUUAAGUGUCAAAAAAAAAAAAAAAAAAAAGAGUGAAAGAAGCUGGUCACAUUUCAUGUUGUUUUUAAUCUGAAUCAUAUUUGAGACAGGAGCUCAGGCUGGUAUUGAUCCCUCAGUGAGUUUUAUUAACAAGUCGACCAGAACUUUAUUUUGACGUUUUGCUGCGGCAGGAAGUUGAACUCUUGGUGCCAAAGUGUGAGCGUGUGGAGUUUUAUUUUUACGUUUCCAGUGAAGGUCAAAGAAACAAAGACGUCUUCAUGUUUUUAACUCAGGUACUGAUUUAAAAGAAAUUAUUUGUCCGAUGGAUUUUAAAUAAAACUUGAGAACUGAAAGUCUCUGUAGGUUCGACUGUGAGCUUCCUGUUCAUGUCAAAAUAAGAGUCCUGCUGGUGUUUGUUUAAAGCUGCUGUUCUACAUUAGAACAUUUACAGAAAAUAAAAUGUCACUGUGUCUUCUAAUUGUUCCAGACCUCCACUGUUAGAAAAACAUGAAUUGUUUCUAUUGUUAAAGUUGAUAAAUUAAAGGAACAUUCUGUUGAA
Molecule: messenger RNA, 3823 nt
Organism: Lates calcarifer (barramundi perch)
Lineage: Eukaryota; Metazoa; Chordata; Actinopteri; Centropomidae
Gene: slc16a12b
Product: solute carrier family 16 member 12b
Exons: 7
Coding region: 782-2266 (494 amino acids)
Biological process (GO): transmembrane transport; monocarboxylic acid transport
Molecular function (GO): monocarboxylic acid transmembrane transporter activity
Source: RefSeq, a predicted model, not a curated record